Molecule: messenger RNA, 1011 nt
Organism: Cercospora beticola
Lineage: Eukaryota; Fungi; Ascomycota; Dothideomycetes; Mycosphaerellales; Mycosphaerellaceae
Source: RefSeq, a predicted model, not a curated record
AUGCUUCCUACGAAAGAUAGCCCGCUUCAGGGCGUGCUGAUCUGCGCUCUGAUCUUUAUGUUAGUUCUCAUUUACUGGCGCGAAACAAUACACACCGAGAAGUUCGAUAAAGCCCAAGAAGCCCUCGCUCUACUCAGCGCAGAUCCAUCUUCAACAUCGCAGACCUCGAUUCCAAAGCCGAAUGAGGAUCUGAUUCUAUUCUCGUUCCAUGAAACCGAAGGCGCAACGAAGAACCUCCAGUUUUUCAUCAAGCAUGCCCUAUACGCAAAAGCUGACUUCAUAUUCAUCAUCAAUGGUGAACACACGCAAGACUUGUCGGCCUUGGUGGAACUGCCUAACGUGAGAAUUGUCGAGCGAGAAAAUCGCUGCUUUGAUCUGGGGGCCUACCAUGAAGUUCUCACAGCGAAUACCACGUUGCAGGUGGCUUACAAACGGUACAUGUUCAUUAAUGACUCCGUCCGAGGGCCAUUCUUGCCUUCGUGGGCGGAAAGGACAUGCUGGAGUGAUGCUUAUUGGGACAAACUGGAUGAGAGAACGAGAUUAGCUGGCAUGAGCUGGAACUGCGCCAACGGGAUCCCUUACCCACCCCAUUUACAGAGCAUGGUCCUAGCCUUCACCAACGCGACGCUCGCGAUGUUAUUACCGAACAUGAAAUGCUACGAAAGCAUGCUCGACGCUGUGAUGAAUGGGGAGACCAAGCUUGCCGGUAUGAUCACCGAGUCAGGAUAUGAUGUGUAUGCAAUGGAAGGACGCUUUGCAGCACAUUCUGGCGCAAGCGGGAAGAAUACAACGGCAUUCCUGGAGUGGUGCGUCGAUACUCCAGAGACGGUGACAAGCGGAGGUAACGAUAUCUUGUACUCCGGAAAAUAUGAAGGCAGUACUUUGCAUCCAUAUGAAACAAUCUUCGUGAAAACAAAUCGAGCCUGGGACGAACGCGAUCAAAAAGUCAUUGACUUGGUGACAGAACAUGCUGAACUGACAGAGUACUCGAGCUAUGAUCACUGUCGAUAA